Messenger RNA from Ilex paraguariensis (yerba mate), 530 nucleotides. NCBI's taxonomy places the organism in Eukaryota, Viridiplantae, Streptophyta, Magnoliopsida, Aquifoliales, Aquifoliaceae. The record is from the annotation of a GenBank genome assembly.
CUAGGACACAUCAAGCAAAAUUUUCUACAUUGAAGAAGUCCUACAAGAAAGAAAAGAAAGUUGGUAUGAAGGCAACUUGGAGUGAUAGUGAUAGUGACUCGGACCCUGAAGAGACUAAAGAAACGGCAAAUCUUUGCUUCAUGGCUAUGCAAGAAAGUGAUGAGGUAAAAUCUAAACCUAAAGAAGAAAUUGAGCUUACUAUAAAUGAAAUGUAUGAUGCCAUACUAGAAUUGCACAAUGACUUGCUUGACAUCACCAAAAGACACAAGGAGCUCAAGAAGAAACUUGUCAUUCUUUCAAAAGAAAAUAACAUUUUGAAAAUUGAGAAUGAAAAACUCAUGGCUCAAAAUGUCAAUUUGAAGAAGGAGUCACAAGAGUCUUCCUUAGUUGAUAUACUCAAAAAGGAAAAUAAUGACUUGAGAAGGAUGAAUUGUGACUUACACAAGAAUUUUCUAAUUUCACUCAAGUUAGUGAGAAAUCAUAAAAACUCUUGUCAAGCUAAAGAUGUGUGUUUCAUAAAGCGGACUUGA